Molecule: messenger RNA, 1212 nt
Organism: Gracilinanus agilis (Agile Gracile Mouse Opossum)
Lineage: Eukaryota; Metazoa; Chordata; Mammalia; Didelphimorphia; Didelphidae
Gene: NR2E3
Product: nuclear receptor subfamily 2 group E member 3
Exons: 8
Coding region: 1-1212 (403 amino acids)
Biological process (GO): cell differentiation; positive regulation of transcription by RNA polymerase II; anatomical structure development
Molecular function (GO): RNA polymerase II cis-regulatory region sequence-specific DNA binding; nuclear receptor activity; zinc ion binding
Source: RefSeq, a predicted model, not a curated record
AUGUCUGCUUCCCACACUGAUCCCUCCACACCCACUGACCGGGAGGACAGCCAGGCAGGUCUGAGUCCGGGGCUCCUGUGCAGGGUAUGUGGGGACAGCAGCUCUGGGAAGCACUAUGGCAUCUACGCUUGCAAUGGUUGCAGUGGCUUCUUCAAGAGAAGCGUGAGGAGGAAGCUCAUUUACAGGUGCCAGGCUGGUUCUGGGACAUGCCCCGUGGACAAGGCCCACAGGAACCAGUGCCAGGCCUGCCGCCUGCGGAAGUGUCUGCAGUCAGGGAUGAACAAGGAUGCCGUACAGAAUGAGCGCCAGCCCCGGAGCACGGCCCAGGUCCGUCUCGACAGCAUUGAGCUGGAUCCCAAUCUCAGGCCGGAGCAUCUCACGACGACUCGAGCUGGCCCCGAGCCUGCCAGUCCUCUGGUGCUUGGCCUUCGGGUUCCUUCGUCUGCCUCCACGACAGCAGCCCCUCGGGCUCUGACGCCUCCAGGAAACCAUCGCUUCAUGGCCAGUCUCAUGACGGCGGAGACUUGUGCCAAGCUGGAGCCAGAGGAUGUCGAUGAGAACAUCGAUGUCACCAGUAAUGAGCCGGACCAUCCCCUGACUGAUGACCAGCCGGGUUCACACCCUUCUACCAGCCCUGAGAACGUCUAUGAGACAUCUGCUCGCCUCCUCUUCAUGGCUGUGAAGUGGGCAAAGAACCUCCCGGUAUUUUCUAACCUGCCCUUCAGAGACCAGGUGAUUUUGUUGGAAGAGGCCUGGAGUGAGCUGUUCCUCCUAUGUGCCAUCCAGUGGUCUUUGCCUCUGGAGAGCUGUCCACUGCUGUCUGUGCCAGACCCAACCCCUGGCAUUCAAGGAAAACUCAUGUCUGCUGCAAUAGAGACUCAGAUCCUACAGGAAACCAUUGCCCGAUUCAAAUCACUCACAGUGGACCCCACUGAGUUUGCAUGCAUGAAGGCUCUCGUCCUCUUCAAACCAGAGACGCGGGGCCUGAAGGAUCCAGAGCAGGUGGAGAAUCUGCAGGACCAGUCUCAGGUGAUGCUGGGGCAGCACAACAAGAUGCAUUACCCCAGCCAGCCCGUGAGGUUCGGAAAACUGCUUCUGCUUCUGCCCUCCCUGAGGUUUAUCUCUUCGGAUCGCAUCGAGCUCCUCUUCUUCCGCAGAACCAUAGGAAACACACCCAUGGAGAAGCUCCUCUGUGAUAUGUUCAAAAACUGA